CCUCAUUAAUUCAUCUUUAUUUCCCUUUUUUUUUUCCUUUCAAGUAUUAAAAAAAAACUAAAAAAAAAAAAAAAACGGAAGUAAAAUUGGAAAAAAAAACAAAAUUGGUCCCCUGUCUUCUUUUGCUCACUGGACCCUUUUCUUGCCUUCUCUCAGACUCAAUCUCUCUCUCUUCUCACCGACACUUUCUCUUAUCACUUCUCUCUUCACCUCUUCCUUCUUCUGUGAUCAUAUCAUUUUAUUAUUUUAAGAAUUUAAUACAACAAAGCCAAUCUUUUUUAUUUUUCCUCCUUUGAAGAAGAUCAGCAGCAUUCACCUCUAAGAAAAAUCCAGGUCCUUUAAUUCUAUCUGGUUUUAUUCUCGUGGCAGAAGAAGCAGGUGAUACGAUGUUGUCUGUUAAUGCUCAUCGUUUCUUUGCACAAAGGAAACAAAAAAUGGCAGUGGAGAAAAACAAAAAAGUGGAUAAUGUCAAUGUGAAGCACAGAAAUAUUGUAUUGGUUGGAAUUAAAAUUGAUGAGAGUGGCAAAGAGAUCUUGAAAUGGGCACUUGAAGAUGUUGCAGAAUAUGGAGAUUGUGUUGUUGUUGUUGUUCAUGUUUGCUCAACUUCUCAUCGUGCCUUGAAAAGCAAGCCAUCGUUGGAUCAAUACUUAGAACAUUUUAGUGAAUUCUGCUCAACAAAGAAGAUUGAGCUCAAAAGAGAAGUUGUCAAGGGAAAUUCAGUACAAGGGGUUUUAGUUAAAGAGGCAAAGAGAUACAACGUUAUGUCCAUUGUUGUUGGAGCUAAACAUCAAAGAAAAUUAAGUCUGAAAGUAGCUAAAGGCUGCGCAAAAGAGCUUCCUCCAACAACUGAUGUUUUGGCCAUCCAUAGAGGGAAUAUAGUCUUUAGACGUUCCAACCAUUACCAACCACUUCUUGGUCAAAAGACAAGUUCAAGACCAAGUUCUUAUGAUGGGUUUUCAGACAAAGAAAACGAGUUGAAAUCCGAAGAAUCAACUGUUAAAAGCAGAGAGGUCGAGAGAACAAGCCAAGAGAAGAGGAAAGUUUCAGGUAGGUCGCUUUCUCUGCCAUCAGUAGAGGUAGUGGACCAGAAACCUGGUUGGCCAUUGCUAAGAACAACCACUUUAGCUACUACUCCAAUGGUUCAACAUCACACUCGGAAAAUAUCUGUUGUGAAUUGGGUCAUGAGCUUGCCUGAACGGUUUCCUCAUCAUCCGAAUCUGACUUCACAACCGAGCUUUUGCGAUUCACAGCUUAAAGACAUACUAAAGGAGAUAAACAGAUGGUUUAGCUAUGAUGUUCUUAAGACAGCAACAUCAGAUUUCUCUUCAGAGAAUCUAAUCGGAAAAGGAGGAUGUAAUGAAGUCUACAAAGGGGUUCUUGAAGAUGGGAAAGCCGUGGCGGUGAAGAUCUUGAAAUCGUCUUUAAAAGAAGCAGUGAAGGAUUUUGUUCAAGAAGUGAGCAUAAUCUCUUCUUUGUGUCACCAUAACAUAUCUCCUCUGAUAGGUGUCUGUGUUCAGCACAACGACCUAAUCUCCGUUUACAAUCUCUCAUCCAGAGGAAGUUUGGAGGAAACCCUUCAGGCUAAGCAUGUGUUGAGAUGGGAAGAGAGAUUCAAGAUAGCAAUUGGGUUAGGGGGAGCUCUUGAUUAUCUACAUAACCAAUGUUCUAAUCCUGUGAUCCACAGAGAUGUCAAAUCAUCGAAUGUGCUUCUCUCAGAUGAGUUCGAACCUCAGGCUAAACCCCUGAUCGAGAAAGGCGAUCCAAAAGAGCUCUUGGAUCCGAAUAUUUCAGGAACUUUCGAUGAGGCUCAGUUUCAGAAGAUGGUUCUUGCUGCUAGUUACUGUCUCACGAGAGCAGCCACUCAUCGUCCCAAUAUCAGAGAGAUACUUAAGCUGCUAAGAGGAGAAGAUGAAGUAGAGAAAUGGGUGAAGAAAGUAGAAGACGAUGAAGAUUGUUUUGAUGACGAGGUUUACCCAAAUUCGAACACAGAGUUACACUUGAGCCUGGCUAUGCUCGACGUGGAGGAUAAUGACUCUGUUUCAGUCGGAAGCUUGGAGAGAAGUAACAAUAGCCUCUUUUCUUCGUCUCCUUCCUCUCAGGAGCUCCAGUCUUAAUUAGGGCUUCUGCUUAGUGACUCGUGUUUGCUUGAGGAUUACGUCAUCUUUCAUGGUGUAUGCAAUCAAAUCACGCUAAAUAUGACUACUGACUUGGCUUUUGCAACCAUUGUCGGAAAGAUUUUUCUUUUUCUGUAUAGAUGAGAGGAGAAUUAAGACUAGAAAAUAAUGAUUACAGCUUUUUGUGUGACUAAAAGUCUAAAACUAAUUACUUAUUACUAAUUUGAAAAUGGUAUUUUCAUGAAUUAUUA
Messenger RNA from Thlaspi arvense, 2365 nucleotides. Lineage: Eukaryota; Viridiplantae; Streptophyta; Magnoliopsida; Brassicales; Brassicaceae. The record is from the annotation of a GenBank genome assembly.